This is a messenger RNA of Mycena indigotica, 507 nucleotides long. RefSeq lists its product as uncharacterized. The transcript is spliced from 6 exons. The coding region runs from base 1 to 507 and encodes 168 amino acids. Lineage: Eukaryota; Fungi; Basidiomycota; Agaricomycetes; Agaricales; Mycenaceae. The record is from RefSeq and is a predicted model, not a curated record.
AUGGACGGCGUUGAUAUCGGCGAGGUGGUGUUUGUGGUUGCGAUGGACGGCAAAGCGAUAUAUUCGCCUUGUGCAUCGGCUCGUUCGGAGUUGCAAAGUUCGGAGGCGGCAUUGGAGUGGAACCCGCUGUCGUUGUUCCUGGCCCAGCAAUACAUUCUUGACCUUACGGACAGCACUGACCUCUGGCGCGAGCAACGUUCUUCAGCGCGUUGCACGCCGAGGCCGGUCAAAGUUGUGGCCGAGAUUGGUCAGAGGUCGGCGCGCGCGGACCGUUCAACUGAGCUUGGUGUUGGCCGAGCUGCAGUUGGGAGAGGAGAGGAUGUCGGAAGCAAGGGGCCGCACUUCUUGUUCUUCGCGACCGAACUUGCUCUGGCAUACCGUGUUGCGGAGGAGUUAAGAAUAGAUUCUCAAGAGAUUCCCCAUCCGGCUCCAUCACACGUGAACGAGUGUGGGCGACGGAACACCUCGAGAGAGCGUCUCAAGAGGUAUAUUGAGCUGCUCAUCUAA